Molecule: messenger RNA, 198 nt
Organism: Monoraphidium neglectum
Lineage: Eukaryota; Viridiplantae; Chlorophyta; Chlorophyceae; Sphaeropleales; Selenastraceae
Exons: 3
Coding region: 1-198 (65 amino acids)
Source: RefSeq, a predicted model, not a curated record
AUGGUGAAGCCCUUCUGGGACGCGCCAAGCAAGUCCAACUGGCAAGCCUGGCUGGACGAUCUGGACCUCAGCACCCCCUCCAAGGGGAACCAGUGGUACACCCUGCUGCGCCGCGGCCGCAAGCCGGAGGACUUCGCCGCCCUCAAGAAGACUUUUGACGCCCAGUUGCAACUCACAGGCGUUGUAUCAUCCAUUUGA